Molecule: messenger RNA, 281 nt
Organism: Zingiber officinale
Lineage: Eukaryota; Viridiplantae; Streptophyta; Magnoliopsida; Zingiberales; Zingiberaceae
Product: signaling peptide TAXIMIN 2-like
Exons: 2
Coding region: 1-225 (74 amino acids)
Source: RefSeq, a predicted model, not a curated record
AUGGAUGACUGCUGCCGGCCCUUGGCGUUCCUCUUAGGCCUGCCCUUCGCCGUCCUCUCCCUCGCCUUGUCCCUCGUCGGCGCCGUCGUUUGGCUCGUCGGGUCGGUGAUCAGCUGCCUGUGCCCGUGCUGCUGCUGCUGCGUCUCCGUCGCCAACGCCGCCGUCGACCUCAUUCAGCUGCCGGUGUCGGUGAUGCAGUGCUUUGUCAGGCAAAUUCCUUGCUAAUUAUCAGCAUUGACGAAUUGUGUGCGCGUAUUUUGUAGCCUAAUUUGUAAAUAUUU